GAUAUCUUUUUCUUAAUCAGGCUUUCAGUGGGGAAAGAGGAGAAAGAUAUUAAAUAAUUAUAUGCAGAUAUGAUAAGCAGAAAGUACAAAAUGGAAAACAUAAAAAAACAUAGAACCCAGGCGUUCUUUAUCCAGACCCGUUAAUAGCCUAAAAAUCCAUAGCAAUGGGUGGGAAGCAGAGAAGUUCCUCCAGACCGUAGGUGGCGCUGCAACACCCCCAGCCGGCCAAAUAAAGGGAUACGGGAGGACGCGCUACAAAGGUCACGUGUGCUCGCAUUUACCGCCCCGGCGUUCACUCGCUCUUCGUUCCACGUGAUUCAUAUCCUCGGGGAUGAUUGGUCUGUACGAGGCACGUGGGCAGGGGCGGCUCGAGGCGGGGCGGGGCAGGGUGGGAGGAGGGGUGGGGCGGAGGGGCGGGUCUGGAGGGGGGGUGGUUCGGCGUGGGGGCCGUUGGCUCCAGACAAAUAAACAUGGAGUCCAUCUUCCACGAGAAACAAGAAGGCUCACUUUGUGCUCAACAUUGCUUGAAUAAUCUAUUGCAAGGAGAAUAUUUUAGCCCUGUGGAAUUAUCUUCAAUUGCACAUCAGCUAGAUGAAGAGGAAAGGAUGAGAAUGGCAGAAGGAGGAGUUACUAGUGAAGACUAUCGCACAUUUUUACAGCAGCCUUCUGGAAAUAUGGAUGACAGUGGUUUUUUCUCUAUUCAAGUUAUAAGCAAUGCCUUGAAAGUUUGGGGUUUAGAACUAAUUCUCUUCAACAGUCCGGAGUAUCAGAGGCUCAGGAUCGAUCCCAUAAAUGAAAGAUCAUUUAUAUGCAAUUACAAAGAACACUGGUUUACAGUUAGAAAAUUAGGGAAACAGUGGUUCAACUUGAAUUCUCUCUUGACGGGUCCAGAAUUAAUAUCAGACACAUACCUUGCACUUUUCUUGGCUCAAUUACAACAGGAAGGUUAUUCUAUAUUUGUUGUUAAGGGUGAUCUGCCAGAUUGUGAAGCUGACCAACUUUUACAGAUGAUCAGGGUCCAACAGAUGCAUAGACCAAAACUCAUUGGAGAAGAAUUAGCACAACUAAAAGAACAGAGAGUCCAGAAAACAGAUCUGGAACGAGUCUUAGAAGCAAAUGAUGGGUCAACCGUGUUAGACGAAGAUGAGGAAGAUUUGCAGAGGGCUCUGGCACUAAGUCGCCAAGAAAUUGACAUGGAAGAUGAAGAAGCAGAUCUCCGCAGGGCUAUUCAGCUCAGUAUGCAAGGUAGUUCCAGAAGUAUAUCUCAAGAUAUUCCACAGACAUCAGGUACACAUCUUACUUCAGAAGAGCUCCGGAAGAGAAGAGAAGCCUACUUUGAAAAGCAGCAGCAGCAACAGGAUCCACCGGGGCAGCUUUCACAACCAAGUGAGAGGCCGACCACAAGUUCAGGAGCACCAGGCAGUGAUCCAGGAGAUGCUAUGAGUGAAGAAGACAUGCUUCAGGCAGCUGUGACCAUGUCUUUAGAAACUGUUAGAAAUAAUUUCAAAACAGAUGGGAAAAAAUAAUACCUUUUACAAAUCAUUUAUUCAUACUUUCCAACAUUAUUAUUCUGUGUGGUUACACCAUAGAGGGUCCAUUUUAGUAAUGUGUCAAACAAUGUUCAACAGAGGAGAUAAGACUUUUAGGUGGUUUGCAACAAAAAGAUGAGAAAGUGGAAAAAUGAGUCAAUUGUAGGACUAAAUAGUGAUCCUCCACAAAGACUAGCCAAAGAGGCAUUUAGCAAUUAAAGAAAUUUAAAAU
Zalophus californianus (California sea lion) is the source of this 1761-nucleotide messenger RNA. RefSeq names its product ataxin 3 (gene ATXN3). The record is from RefSeq and is a predicted model, not a curated record. The transcript has 11 exons. Gene Ontology annotation, molecular function: cysteine-type deubiquitinase activity. Gene Ontology annotation, biological process: protein deubiquitination. Gene Ontology annotation, cellular component: nucleus. Lineage: Eukaryota; Metazoa; Chordata; Mammalia; Carnivora; Otariidae. Bases 471 to 1526 code for a protein of 351 amino acids.